Molecule: messenger RNA, 627 nt
Organism: Marasmius oreades (fairy-ring Marasmius)
Lineage: Eukaryota; Fungi; Basidiomycota; Agaricomycetes; Agaricales; Marasmiaceae
Exons: 2
Coding region: 1-627 (208 amino acids)
Biological process (GO): regulation of DNA-templated transcription
Molecular function (GO): DNA-binding transcription factor activity
Source: RefSeq, a predicted model, not a curated record
AUGACGCGAGGUCGAAAGAAGGAUCUCACUAUACCCCCUUCUCGAGCGUUGACUCAACAACGAGAUUAUCGAGCAAGGAAAGCAUUAUAUCUGUCUCAGCUAGAGAACCGGUGUCAACGGCUGCAAGAGAAAAACGAAAGACUCCAAGCGGAGGUUGCCGCUCUACGGGCAGGCAUCUCUGUUGCAUCUCCUCCAGAUCCUCAACUGACCGAGGCCUCAUCCGAACUCAUGGACAGCCUGGAAUCCACGAAACGAGCUCUCGAUAAAUUCCAAAGCCUUGCUUACAAGGUGGAAGAGAGUCAGAGACCCUCAACGAGCCGUGCCCCCACACCACCGUUUGGUGCAUCCGCUAGGACCCCAUCGUUGCGUCCCGCCUGUUUCCCAUCUCCAGAACCCUCUGAGGGCUCGUUCUGGACUCCUUCCCCCUUGCAACAGACUGACGACAGCCAGUCUGGCUCUGAGAGCUCGUGGCAGGAAGAACAAUACCGACCCCCAGAAUCUCUUCGCAAGAUUUUGUGCAGUCCCAGUGCACAGUCUUCGCCAUCCCUCAGCCUUCGAUCAAUCCAUAUUAGAGAGUCUCCUUCGAGAUCUAGCGACCAGGAUGCCAGGGGACUAGGCCCCUCGUAG